UUUAUAUGGCAGAAUUGGCCAAUAAUGCUUUGGUCGAGUGACGCUGUUGCGCGCGAAAAUCGAGAGAUCGAUCGAUCGUUCUGCGUCGCGACCGUCUAAGAGUGCGUUUGUCUGCUGCGUGCAUGUGCUGUGGUUGUGUGGUACUACGUUUCGGUGUAAUGCUUUUGAUUUUCGGGUGAAAAAAUUUCCGAUUUAGCAACGAUUAUGACGAAAUCUGUACCCGACAGAUGGCUCGAGUACAAACCGUACGGAGAAGUGAUCAAGGGCACGAAAAUUUUGCCGUUUAAAGUACCGCUGAAGGAAGCUGUAGUCAACAACUUAACGCCCGAGCAAAGAUUCACAGCAACGAUACUGCUGCAAGCGUUUCCACGCCUAAAAUGUAUCGUCGAUUUGACCAAUACAGAACGCUACUAUGAUAAAAAGGAAUUCACAAACGUUGGUGUGAAGCAUGAGAAGAUAAUGAUACCUGGGAAGAGGGUACCGCCACAAAAUAGCGUUAUGAAAUUCUUUAAAGCGAUGGACGAUUUCAUGGCAAGCGCCGAGGAGGACGAUGUCAUAGGAGUACACUGUACGCACGGUAUAAACCGCAGUGGGUAUCUUAUUUGUAGGUAUCUCAUUCAACAACUAGGCUGGGAACUUCAAGAUUCUUUAAAAGCUUUCGAGGAGGCACGUGGGUAUCCGAUCUAUCGUGACGCAUACGUUGCUGCCCUGAAGGAGAUACCACGUGGUGAAAAGGUCGACACAAAUAAAAUCAACCUAUCCAAUCCAUCGAAUAAUCGUAAAGAGAAUUAUUCGAUACCUGUAAGAAGAGUGCUCGAUCAGUAUCGAUUAAGACUGAAACAUCCAAAAGGGAGACCAGUGCCAUAUCCGAUGGGUCCGCCGCCAGGAUUCAAACCACACCGUCGUGGAUUUACGAAUGGUGCGCCCUAUCAUCCACCUCAACCUUUCGGUUUCGGUGCUCCACCACCUGGAUUUGGUUCGAUGCCUCCACAUCCGCCUGGUAUGCCACUUCCACCUCCACCAGGUCCACCGAUGUACGGUCCGAGACCUUUGAGAUAUGGACCACCGCCUCCUCCACCACCACCAUCCGCCAUGAGAGCACCUAUGCCACCACCGCCAGGUCCAGGCUUUCAUCCACCAGGCUUUCCACCACGUUUACCAGGUCCACCAAGAAUGGCCGGCCCACCUAGAUUACCACCGGGUCCGCCAUCUCGAUUACCACCUCCAAAAAUGCCUCCGCCUCCUCCACCACCUCCGCCACAAAGUAGGCAGGCGGUUGUCGUUAAACGAUUACAAGCUCACAAAAAGAAACAUCAUAAUCAGCAUCAACAGCAACAGAUCAGAAACGGCAGGGUGGUACCUCUUAGGAGUUCGAUGAGACUGACAAGGCGCGAAGUUAGUACGGCCAGAAGAAUUAGAAAUGUCGAUUCAAAAAUUACCAAGGAACAGGACUUCACUGUAGAUACCUUUGAGGAAAAUCUUUUGGCUGUUUCAUCGACGAACGCACAUUUGCGACGGCCACUAAAAGGACGAUACCAUCAGACUAAGUGAUGAUGUGUUAUCUAGGAGGGGCGAUUUAUCAUUUAAAAAACUUACAAUAUGUUGUGUAAUAAUGUAAUUCACACCACACGCCCAAGGUGUUGCUCUAAAACCCCGUAUGGCGACAUUUUUCAGAUAGAAGAAAAAAGAAAAUGUGAUUUUUGCGAUCUCACCGUUCCUUUCUUUACGAACGGUUACAAGUAGAUGCGAGAGAAUGUGAAGAGUUUAAAACGGAUAAACUUCUAUUUCUCUCGGUCUUAAUUCCUAAUACGCAUAAAAAUCAAACGAAGGAUCUUUGUUGAUUCUUUGUUCGCCUUGUCGAUUCUUUAGACGUUUAUGUAUUUCGACUAAAAAUCUAUAAUCUGUUGAAAUAUGUUA
Messenger RNA from Vespula pensylvanica (western yellowjacket), 1917 nucleotides. RefSeq names its product RNA/RNP complex-1-interacting phosphatase-like. Gene Ontology annotation, molecular function: protein tyrosine/serine/threonine phosphatase activity; polynucleotide 5'-phosphatase activity. The transcript has 9 exons. The record is from RefSeq and is a predicted model, not a curated record. Lineage: Eukaryota; Metazoa; Arthropoda; Insecta; Hymenoptera; Vespidae. The coding region runs from base 205 to 1551 and encodes 448 amino acids. Gene Ontology annotation, biological process: protein dephosphorylation.